Messenger RNA from Drosophila eugracilis, 787 nucleotides. RefSeq names its product COA8 family protein CG14806, mitochondrial (gene Coa8). Gene Ontology annotation, cellular component: mitochondrion. The record is from RefSeq and is a predicted model, not a curated record. NCBI's taxonomy places the organism in Eukaryota, Metazoa, Arthropoda, Insecta, Diptera, Drosophilidae. The transcript has 3 exons. Gene Ontology annotation, biological process: intrinsic apoptotic signaling pathway. The coding region runs from base 67 to 597 and encodes 176 amino acids.
AGAAUGUAUUUCAGCGUUCCAACCGGUCACACUGGUGACCUGACAUAACAUAACAAUAAUCGAAAGAUGAAUAAAUGUUUUAGAUACCAGCCCCGAAUAUUUCAGUCCCAGCUCAGCAUAUCGCGAUGCUAUGCAGCAGUUCAAUCGGAAUCGCCACCGCCACAAAAAAAGCCCGGUGUUGGUUUGGCCCAGAAACCUGAUCCGAAAUUGGUGAAGUGUGAUUAUAUAGGACCGCCAGAUGCGCAGUCUAAUCUACGACCGUAUGUGCGCCACUAUGACGACAAUGAAACGAGACUAGCAAGGAGUCUGCGAUUGAAACGAAUCGAGGUGGAGGCUUGGAACACAGAUUUCUGGACGAGGCACAACAAACGCUUUUAUGAGGAGAAGGAGGACUUUAUCCGCCUGCAUACAGAGAGCGGUACUAGUGAAGUGUCGGCGGAUCAAAUGAGCCACUUCUACAAGGCAUUCCUCGACAAGAAUUGGCGCAUUCACAUGAUGUACAAUAUCUCCUGGUACCUGAAGAACUUCGAUAUCCUCACUCUGGCCGCUGCAGUUCAGCUUCAAAAACUUCUAGCGUUGUCCAAACGGAGAACUUAGUUGCAAAAUUUAUAGUCCUUGUUCUUGUUUUUUUUUGUUUCUAUAAGUUGAAGUAAAACAUCGUGUGUAUAAAAUGGUGGCAUAAAAUUUACUUAACUAUUAAAGGGGAUGAAAAUUACACGUUGCUUGGAGUUAAUAUACUUAAAAGUAAUUGCAAAACUAUUUAAAUAAAAUAAAAUAAAAAUAGGUA